AUGCUGACCGAACGGUACUUCGCGUCCAUUACCGGACCACCGCUUACGAACAACACCGCGAUCGCCAAGGACGUCGGCAUCUACGAGCAUAUCCUCCACCCGAGCCACUCGACCGCGGGCACUUUCAAGAAGAGCUCGGCUCCCCGACACUGCCUCGCCGUCAGCGACGCCCAUGUCUUCUCCGCGCAGCAUGAGAAGUCGACAGUCCAUGUCUACUCCAGAGAAAAGGGAAACCAGGAGGCCACAGUCACAUUUCAAGAAAGAAUAAGGAGCAUUGCUCUUCAGGGUGAUGUGCUGGUGCUAGGCACGGAUCAGGGCCGCAUUAUUGUAUGGGAGACAUGUACAGGCCGGCAGGUGACAACCCCAGCGUGCCAUGUCCAGGCCGUAACCUGCAUCGCGUCCACUCCUUACCAUUUGAUCACCGGCUCCGAUGACUCGAAUAUUCUGGUUUGGCAGCUUCCCCGGCUUCUGGAACGCGAUACAACCAUUGAGCACGAGCCGGAGCAGACCUUGUCGAAUCACCGCGCUGCUAUCACAUCUUUGGCUGUGAGCCAAAGCAUCAACCGUGAUACAAACAUCUGCGUUUCUGCCAGCAAAGACAAGUCUUGUAUCAUCUGGAACUAUCAGACCGGGAUGGCUUUGCGAACCUUGUUGCUCCCUACUUCCCCCAUGAACCUGUGUCUCGAUCCUUGCGCGCGUGCUUUCUAUGCGUCAACUGACGAUGGCUCCAUGUUUGCUGUAGAGUUGUUUGCAGAAAAGUCCCUGAUCGGGGCCCAGAGCGCAGAAGCAAGCUCAACUGCGGUACAAGUCUCGUCACCCUUUGGCUCAGUUACUCAAGAGACAGGACCAGCGUCCAGUCUUGGUCUCAGUUAUGAUGGUACUCUUCUCCUCUCUGGCCAUCCAAAUGGGCAGAUCCUAAGGUGGGAUCUGAGCACCAAAGCUGUUGCCACUGAAAUAGCGAAUCUGAACGCUAUCGUGAGCAACAUCCUCUUUACCUCACCGAUUUCUACUUCUCGGGACACACAGCCUGUCAGCAUUGUGAAGCCAUUCCUAGGCAGUCGCAGUUACAACUUCACUGCCCAAUUGGAGUCUGACCAAGCAGACGAAACACACUUCACCAAGAUGCUGAACUCCAAGGGCUUUUCACAGGACGCUUUGGAGCAGGCAAUCAUUUCUUUGCAACAGCCUCAGCCUCAAGCUUCCGCAGCAGGGGAUGACAAACUGCGCAAAGAAAUCGAGAGCCUCCGAGAAAUCAACAACGAGCUGAAUGCUCUUCAGAAAAAGACCCUGCAACGGUACAUCGAGGCCAAGUCGGCACAGAAGUGA
Neoarthrinium moseri is the source of this 1326-nucleotide messenger RNA. RefSeq lists its product as uncharacterized. Bases 1 to 1326 code for a protein of 441 amino acids. Gene Ontology annotation, cellular component: nuclear pre-replicative complex. Gene Ontology annotation, biological process: DNA-templated DNA replication; rRNA processing. The record is from RefSeq and is a predicted model, not a curated record. Gene Ontology annotation, molecular function: protein binding. NCBI's taxonomy places the organism in Eukaryota, Fungi, Ascomycota, Sordariomycetes, Amphisphaeriales, Apiosporaceae. The transcript has 2 exons.